AUGUUUUUCGAUACGGAGCAUAAUUCAGUCGAGACUGUCAUUAGCUCUUUACACGGCGCAUUCUCCGAGACUGCGCUGAAGAUGUGGGCUUACAUACGGUGCUUGUCCACGGCUACCCAACUUACGGCGAGCCUAAUUAUCAGUACGAUUAAGAAAGUCGCAGACAUUGCUUUCCUGAUCCUCACGAGUAAAUGGAGGAAGAGACGGUUCGAAAAGUAUGCGUGCGAGAUUCGCAAGGCACAGGUUAUAGCCACGGGGUAUUCAGCCUUUUUGGACGUGCUACGUCGGCGACAGACGGGAUAUAGCGAGGUGAUUACCUGGCUGAGAGAAGAGACAACUCGACUGGCUACAGCGAGGUAG
Molecule: messenger RNA, 360 nt
Organism: Trichoderma asperellum CBS 433.97
Lineage: Eukaryota; Fungi; Ascomycota; Sordariomycetes; Hypocreales; Hypocreaceae
Biological process (GO): telomere maintenance via telomerase
Cellular component (GO): telomerase catalytic core complex
Molecular function (GO): telomerase RNA binding; telomeric repeat DNA binding
Source: RefSeq, a predicted model, not a curated record